GGGGCGCUCGCGGCCAUGGUGGAGGGCCCGGGCUGCGCGCUCUGCGCCGAGCGCCUGCGGGCGCGCCUGCGCCGGGGACAGCGCGUGCGGGCCGCGCGGGGCGGCGGCGCGACUGCUGCAAGUAAAGAGAGAAUCACUGGUCAUGAUUUUCUUGUUGGACAUGUUUACAGAGGUGUGGAGACAUUGGGAAAGGAACUUUUUAUGUAUUUUGAUGAGAAAGCUUUGAGGAUUCACUUUGGUAUGAACGGUUCCAUGCGCAUUAAUCCUGAUGGAAGCAAAGACAGAAAUGGAGCACAGCCAGUUUUGGAGAUACAGCUUACAGAGGAUACCAUUUGUUUUUGCGAUGUGACAGUAGAGUACAGAAAUGCAGCUGAGUGUGAGCAGAAAGUGAGGAUGAUGGAAAGCUUGGAUGUCUGUUCUCCAAAGUUUAGCUUCUCAAGAGCAGAACAUGAGAUUAAGCAGCAGAACACCCGCAUGUUGUGUGAUGUGUUACUGGAUCAAGCAGUAUUACCUGGAGUGGGAAAUAUCAUAAAAAAUGAAGCACUGUUUGAUAGUGGUCUUCAUCCAGCUCUUAAGGUUUGCCAGCUGACAGAUGAGCAUAUACGUUACUUGGUGAAAAUGACACGUGAUUUUACCCUGCUUUUUUAUAAGUGCCGCAAAACUGGGUCUCCACUCUACAAGCACUACAGAGUGUACAAGCGCCCAGCCUGCAGGGAGUGCAGUGGCAGCAUCACUGUGUGCCGUCUGGGAGACAACAACAGGAUGACUUACUUCUGCUCUCGAUGUCAAAAGGCAGACCCCCAGCUUGUCAAUCUUAGCAAACUGCCAGCUAGAAAUAGCCUAAUUGGCUGGGCAUAUGGCAGGGGGUCAUGUUCUAAUGAACACAUAGCUCAGAAAUCUGAAGAGGAGUGGACGUGUAUGCACUGCACCCUAAUAAACAAGCCUUCUGCUGAAAUUUGUGAUGCCUGUUUGACUUCAAGACCUGAAGUUCCAAAGAUGAAGAGUUUUGAAGAUUCUACAGCCUUUAACGCCAACUUAAUGAAGUACCCUUGUAAUGAAUUCAGAAAACCAAGCACAGAAAUAAAGAUCAAUAGGAAAACUGCAUUUGGAACUACAACUCUUGUCUUAACAGAUCUUGGUAACAAAACUGUUUCGAGAAAUGAUACCCAGAUAUCUGAUGGACACUCUCAGUGUGUUGUUCCAAAAAGCACGUGUAAACAGAUGGAAAGCAAUGCCUGCCAGUCAGGGGGAAGCAAAGACAAGGACUGCUCAACACACGUAACUGCUCUGGCAUUGUCCUCCUGUCAGCAGCCUGGGUCUUUCAAACAUAUACAGAAAAAACAGAAAACUGAUCAUACACCUUUGGUUCACCCGCAUAAUACAGCAAUCAGCGCAUCUCAAACUAAUGUGACAAGUGAUACUCGUAUGUUAAGCAUGGAGCAUCCUUGCUGCAGUAAACACAGUCGUCUCUGCAGCCUCAGAGUUGUGAGAAAGGAUGGAGAAAACAAGGGAAGGCAAUUUUAUUGCUGCCCUCUACCCAGGGAAACUCGGUGUGACUACUUUCAAUGGGCUGACUUGGAUUUUCCAUUUUGUAACCAUGGCAAGCGAUGUGUUAUGAAGACUGUGUUGAAGAUUGGUCCCAAUAAUGGAAAGAACUUUUUUGUGUGCCCUCUUGGGAAGGAAAAACAGUGUGGCUUCUUCCAGUGGGCAAAAAAUGGGCCAGGCCCUACCAGAUGACCCUGACUCUCUUCUCUGGUACAAAAGCAAGCCCAGCAAUUUGGUGGGGUCAGCUAGAACUUUAAUUUUUCCAGAAGUUUUGCAAGACUCUUCAUAAAGGUGUGAGUUUAAGGACGUCAAGAUUCAGGAAAAUAUGUACUCAGAUUGCAGAAGAAAACAAAACGAUUCCCACUUAUUCCCUGCAAUAAGAAUGAAUGAAUGUAGCUGUUUCAGUUAUACAAUAUCCUGAAACAUAAAUUUCCUGUACUUGGCCAUAUGAUUAACACAGAUGGCAGUUAACAGUCUCUCACCUAAAUCAGCGUGCAGUACAUCAUCCACUUUUCUCUUCAGGCUGUAACACUGCUUUACCAGAUAGCUCACCCUGAAACAUCAUUUCCGAACACAUGCUUCUGUAACCCUGUUAAGUAAGGCUAAAGUAAACAUUCUUGAAUGUAAGAAAGAUUUACUGAUCAUUAAUUAAUUACUGAGAUUACAAUUAUAUCUGUUAAAUUGUUCUCCUGUGGACAGGCUGCUAACAUUGCCAGAACAUCAUUACAAAUAUUGAAAUUUGUUAACAGUGUAAAUUCCACACACAGUAUGGCAGACCUGAAACUGCAACUGCAUAAAGAAAAGGGUCGUGCCUAGGCUGGUAAUCUCACAUAUUUGGUUUGAGAAUAAAAUUUACUCAUUCCAUAACAAAAGAAUGCCUAGCUUGUAAUUCUGUGGCAUGAGAUAUGUAUGCUGUUAGUCAUUCACUAUUAAGUCAUAAGACUAUCAGGAACAGACAGUUGUUAAAAUGAAAAUGUCAAAUGGGAAGUUUAAGAACCACACUGACAGAAAAUUCUUUUUGUCAGAAAUCUACAUUUAUUCUUUACUCACCAGAAAGUUGCAAUAUAAAAUUAUUAAUGCCUUAUUAGUGAACCACUCAGGAACUUGGACCAUUUUCUGAGCUCUGCUGGUAUUCAAGGAAUGCUUACCAGAUGCUUACCACAUACUACCUGUUGGGAGGAAAGGGUUAAAACCAGCAGAUUUGGUGAGGAGGGGGGAAUAGUUUGUGACCUUGAAGCUGGGAUUGCUAAAAACAUAAGUGUGGGAAAAAAUAUGUCCAUUAAUAUUAUGUCUCGUGUGAUUUAUCCUCUGCCUGUUUAAGUGGAAUUGCUGUGGAGACACAACACACUCUCACAGAGGUGCACAAAGCCUUUUGCAGCAGUGAGGCAGGCAGAGACCCUCCUGCUGCCCACUAGGAUGAGCUAAGCCCAACAGAGCCUGUGUCCCUGUGUGUCUCUGCUGCUCUGCAUUGUGAACAAGGUAAUUAAAUAAAUCUCCUCUUUGCAUUUUA
This is a messenger RNA of Corvus hawaiiensis (hawaiian crow), 3055 nucleotides long. RefSeq names its product nei like DNA glycosylase 3 (gene NEIL3). The record is from RefSeq and is a predicted model, not a curated record. Gene Ontology annotation, biological process: base-excision repair. NCBI's taxonomy places the organism in Eukaryota, Metazoa, Chordata, Aves, Passeriformes, Corvidae. Gene Ontology annotation, cellular component: nucleus. Gene Ontology annotation, molecular function: zinc ion binding; damaged DNA binding; DNA N-glycosylase activity. The coding region runs from base 16 to 1737 and encodes 573 amino acids. The transcript is spliced from 11 exons.